GCCACCAUGCCACCCAUGCCUAACAGCGUGCCCGCCUUACCUGGAAAUUCCUCGGGUGUUAGCCGCGAAUCGGGUCCAUUGGAUUGGAGAUUGGAGCAUUUGAAGCUUGAUUCAAUAUUUCUUUCUAUGCAUGCGCUACCUCAAACAACAGCAACGAACAUCGUAUCCUUCACGUCAUCCACCGGCCUCCCACUUCCAAUCGUCAUGCUGCGGGACCAUACAGGCAUACUAUAAGUACGUUUUCAGCUCUACCGUCCCAAUUGGCCAUCUUCAAGUCCGUACCUACCUGAGGUACCUUACCUACCUAACCUAGGUAGGUAAUCUAAAUGAUUAAACGAAUAUCAAUCACUAACAUGUUUUCCUCAAACUUAUAGCUUUCACUCCUCCUCCCUCCCCCCUACCUCCCCUCCGCACCAAGAAUCCGUCCGCUCCAUAUCAUGCCGCCGCACCUGCACCCGCGGUCGCGAAUGACCUCGUCGCUGUUCGCCACGACCGUCGCCGCGAGCUUCUUCGUCGUCACCCUCCCGCACAUCCUACCCUGCCCCGCGCCGCGGGUGACCUACGCCGACUCGGAAGUAGCCGCGGACGGCACGCGGCGGCGGCGGCGGAGGAAGCCCGAGCCGGCCGUCGUCAAGGACGGCAUAGUCCAGUUCGAGAGCCCGAGCGAGGACCUGGAGCGCGUCGCCGGCGAGACGGGCCGCGUCGCUACGAGGGCAAGGAAAGAGAGGGAAUGCCCCGUUCCCAAACCGGGCGGCGUCAUUGGCGAGCUCAUGGGCUUCAAGGGCAAGUCGAAAACAGAAGGAAACGGGCCGAGCGACAAUACAUAGAAAGGUGUAAAAAUAAAUAAAUAAAAGCAUCGGGUUGGAAAAGUUGCCGGAAAUGUACGUUCGCAAUAUGUAUAAUACUACUUACUAUGCGAAGAAUAUGUCACCAUGUCCUCUUACUCCCACUAGAAUCAUCUGUAAGGGGCGAACAAUUUCAGCACUCUGGCAAGGUGAGAGACGAG
Molecule: messenger RNA, 1006 nt
Organism: Daldinia caldariorum
Lineage: Eukaryota; Fungi; Ascomycota; Sordariomycetes; Xylariales; Hypoxylaceae
Exons: 1
Coding region: 438-827 (129 amino acids)
Biological process (GO): mitochondrial respiratory chain complex IV assembly
Cellular component (GO): mitochondrial matrix
Source: RefSeq, a predicted model, not a curated record